Messenger RNA from Lynx canadensis (Canada lynx), 2405 nucleotides. It is a transcript of the gene EPCIP, whose product is annotated as chromosome C2 C21orf62 homolog. The transcript has a single exon. Bases 106 to 765 code for a protein of 219 amino acids. Lineage: Eukaryota; Metazoa; Chordata; Mammalia; Carnivora; Felidae. The record is from RefSeq and is a predicted model, not a curated record.
UGAGAGCCUGCGAUAACACAGCUGCGUAUUUGUCUUUCAGUUGAGUUGCAAUGAACUGGCUCACGAAGGGGAGACACAACCUUGCGGGCCCACGCUGAGACAAGAAUGGCCCCACCUUCUGGGCACAGCCUCCUGCUGACCAGCGCCCUGGGCAUCCUUGUCCUGGGUUGCUUCACAGGAGGUCAGAGGAACAGCACUCUGAUCUUCACGAAGGAAAACACCAUUCGGAACUGCACUUGCUCCGCGGACGUCCGGGACUGUGACUACACUUUGGCCAACUUGAUGUGCAGCUGCCACACCGUCCUGCCUUCCGCAAUAGAGCAAACCAGCUACGACGACCGACUGACCGUCUGGUUCACAGAUGCAUCUGCACUGGGCCUUCUGCUGAACUUCACGUUGGUCCGGGACCUGAAGCUCUCUCUGUGCAGCCCCAACACUCUCCCCGCCGAAUACCUGGCUAUCUGCGGUCUGGAGAGGCUUCGGGUCAACACCGAGGCCAGGCGGCCGUUGCCAGAGCAGAGCUUACUCAUCCACGAUGGCAGGGAAAGUGAACCCGGAGAGAAGCCCGCGCGGUUACCCGGAGGCCGGCAUACGUGUAUGUGUAUCUCAUUCUUAGAUGUGGCGCUUUUCAACGGGAAUUCAUCCUUAAAAGCGUACAGUAUAGAAAACGUUGCCAACACCACCAACCAUUUCCCCCACUUUUCUUACUUUGAAACCUUCCCAAUUUUGAGCAACCAAAGCUAUGUUGUCACGUUCAUUUACUAACGUCGUCAAAGGUUCCAACCGCCAGGAACUUUGGCAAACUGUGGAGAACUUGAAAAGGAAUCUGGGAACCAGGCCAUGGGUAUCCUUACCUUCAACUUCACCUGUCCGCCCAGCCCCCAUUCACAUAUACACAGCCCAUAUACACAGCCACCCCUCUCUGCUCCGCUCCGAGCCCAACCAUGGGAGCUGUUCAGAAAAACAAAAUAAAUAGAAAGAAACAAACAAAAAACAAACCCCAAAACACAAAGCAAAAAAAAAAAAGAAAAAGAAAAAACCUACUUCAGUCCAGAACAUCUUGUGAGCCAGCUAGAGGCCAGGCCCGGGCUCCCGGGGGUCUGGGCAGAAACAUCAGAUGGGGAAAGGAGAAAGCAGGUCAUGUCAAGGACUGCUUAGCGGGACUCCGCACAGGGGAUGACGCCCCAAGGAAGAUAUCUUCCUUCAAAACACUGCCUUAGUUUCUUUUCUCUUGCUUCGUUUUGUUACACUGGACUGGAAUUCCCCUAAGAAGAGAACGCUAGAUUUCAGAUGCUUCAGGACUAUGCGUUCCACAAAAUGAUUCGGUUCUCUUUAGACUGAUGUUUUCCAAAGACCUUGCUAGACACGUCUGCACUGAGAAAGGGGAGUUUUGAGAGUGGAACAGGCCCGGUGAGGGUGGGACCUUAGGACCAAAGGAGAGCACUGGGAUUUGAGGAGUGUGAUACAGAAAUGAAAAGUCAGGGGACACAAAAACCGAUGGCAUAGAUCUCAACAUUUUGCUUACAGCAAGACCUAAACCCAGGGAGUUUCUCUUGUGGACCUUUUGCUUUCAUUCUUUCUGUCUUUGCCUUCCUCUGUCUUGGUCCCCGGUGUAACACUUCGGCUUUUUCUCCCCCUCCCCCUCCUCCCUCCACUCCAGAAAUAAGAACUACAUUUAACAUCACUAGGGGCUAGUCUGGGAACCUAAUAAUCAUUUAGAAUGUGGUUCUUAUGGGCACAAAUGCUCAUACUACUAAAAUAUAAUUAACAAAAGAAUGUUUAGUCCAUCUGGAUGUUUAAUUCUGGGAAAUUAAGACACUUUCUCUGACAUGGUUGACAAAAAAGGGUCUUAGGUGUGGUGACAAAAGAACUGAAGCAACAUAUUUAAAAAUUUUUAAAAAGUGAACUGACCUCAAGGUACAAAGAAAACUUUUCCUCAUAUACUCAACUUACCAUUGAGACAGAAUGUAAAGAAUCCAUGACGAUGAUGCUACAAAUGUCCAAGUCAAAUGCAGGAGGAAGCAGAGACAUAAUCGCAUUCAUAAUGUGAUAAUGGUAAGAAAGAGUUUUAUUAUCAAAUAACAGGAUAUCUUGAGGUUGAAGAUUUCAGAUCACAUUCACCACAUUUUUCUCUUAACUUUAAACAUAGGGUGACCAAAAUAACCUGAAAUGUCUACAUUUGCUUAAUUGGUGGGGGAUUUGGCCAUUUGGGCUAAUUAGCAUGAGUCCAUAAUGUCAGUAUUUAAAUUAGGCCAAAACGACGACCAAAGUAUGAAUCUUAAUAGGAUAAUGCAAUGACCUCAUUACUGACAUUGUAUUUGAGACGUAAGAUUAAAGUGACAGAAAAAGACAAGGAGAAAACAGGAGGAAAAAGGAAGGCAAGAAGGAUACAAGCGAAAGGAUGA